AUGGGUAAUGAGGGGGGCACAAUUGCCAAGAGACAAGAUAUCUUGUCCUUGCAUAGUGGAGGCCAUAGGUCACGACCAGGUAUAGAGAGUGACGAUGCUAAGCAAGUACUACUACAUAGCUGUGCGUUUUCGGGAUUACCUCUUUAUCAAAACACGCCGACUGUAGGCGACUACAAGGGUAGACUAUAUAUCAAAGAAAAGAUACUCCAGUAUAUACUAGAUAGUAAGUUGGAUAAGCUCAAGAGUAAAGCAGAAUUUCAGCAUUUGAGGUCUUUGAAAGAUUUGUGCAAGGUUGCGAUAAAGUUUGAGGUGGUUGAUGAUAUAGCACACUUUCAAUGUCCUAUUACUAAGGAAUUAGACGACAAAUGUGUAUAUGCGUAUCUAAGACCUUGUGGUUGUGUAAUGGCUUACAAGUUUUUGAGAGAGUUGAAACUGACCAUUGCCAAAACGUUGAAGUCGCCAUCGCAGUCGCUGGUGAAGUUGCAAUUUCAGCUGCAGGCUCAGCUGCAGGCUCAGCUGCAAUCCCAGCUGCUGUCUCUAGUACCGUUGCAAUCCCAGCUGCUGUCUCUGGUACCGUUGCUGUCGCAGUUGCCUUUGCAACUGGUCACGGCAAAUUGUCCAGUAUGCAACGAGCCAUUUAUAUUUGAUUACGACUUGGUCAUCAUCAAUCCAACCAACAAUGAAGAAUUUGCUGAGAUCAAUGAAAAGAGUUACAAGUAUUUGAGAAAUGUCUUACAUUUAACAAACUCAAAGGAGCCUUUAAAAAAGAAAAAACAUAGAAAGUCAUCUGAUUUAGAGAGUAGCGGUGGGGACUUUGUACGGAAACGUAAACUAGAUCAAGACGGAGAUAUAGAAGCAGUCAAACGGGCGAAAGCUUGA
Molecule: messenger RNA, 879 nt
Organism: Lodderomyces oxycetoniae
Lineage: Eukaryota; Fungi; Ascomycota; Pichiomycetes; Serinales; Debaryomycetaceae
Exons: 1
Coding region: 1-879 (292 amino acids)
Biological process (GO): mitotic DNA replication termination; site-specific DNA replication termination at RTS1 barrier
Cellular component (GO): nucleus
Source: RefSeq, a predicted model, not a curated record